AUCAAGAAUAGAAAAAUGAACACCAAGAAUAGAAAAUUGAACAUCAAGAAUAGAAAAAUGAACAUCAAGAAUAGAAAAAUGAACAUCAAGAGUACAAAAAUGAGCAUUACGAAUAGAUGUGGAAAAAAAGUGUUCAGAAUAAAUAGAAAUGAGAAGAUAAUGAAUGAAAUGAGUGUUAAAGUAAACUGA
Molecule: messenger RNA, 189 nt
Organism: Lottia gigantea (owl limpet)
Lineage: Eukaryota; Metazoa; Mollusca; Gastropoda; Lottiidae
Exons: 1
Source: RefSeq, a predicted model, not a curated record